Messenger RNA from Poeciliopsis prolifica (blackstripe livebearer), 3245 nucleotides. RefSeq names its product deltaC (gene dlc). Gene Ontology annotation, molecular function: calcium ion binding. The coding region runs from base 188 to 2233 and encodes 681 amino acids. Gene Ontology annotation, cellular component: protein-containing complex; plasma membrane. The transcript is spliced from 10 exons. The record is from RefSeq and is a predicted model, not a curated record. Lineage: Eukaryota; Metazoa; Chordata; Actinopteri; Cyprinodontiformes; Poeciliidae. Gene Ontology annotation, biological process: Notch signaling pathway; establishment or maintenance of epithelial cell apical/basal polarity; cell communication.
GCCGCACUUCAGUUUCUUUUCAGCGCAGAAAGUCGAUCAGACCUGAAACCGCGUCUUCUUCUUCUGCUGCGACGUUUUCUACUUUUCCUUCUUCUUCUCUCGCUGCGCUUCUGCUUUUGUUCCUCCGCAGUUUUUUCAUUUGAUUUUUGGCGCAGAUCAGCGAGCAUCGGGCCGGCGGCGCUGCGACAUGUUGCGGUUGUUCCUGCUCCUGCUGGCGGUGCCGGUGCAGACGGUUCGGUCCACCAAGGCCGUGUUCGAGCUGAAGGUCCAGACCGUCAGGAGCUCCCGCAGCAUCUGCGACCAGAACCCGGACUGCCGCAUCUUUUUCCGCAUGUGCCUCAAACAUUCGCAGAGCGUCAUCAGCCCCGAGCCGCCGUGCACGUACGGGAACGCGAGCAGCGCCGCGCUCCCCGCGGACCCCGGCUCCAUCUCCGGGAGCGCGCCCAUGAAGGUGAACGUCUCCUUCAAGUGGCCGGGCUCCUUCUCGCUGAUUCUGGAGGUUUGGACCGCAGAUUCCUCAGGUGUAAAGUCCACAGGCGACCAGCCGCGGAUGCUGAUCCGGGCGACCCGCCUCGGCAGCCAGGCGGUCGGGGAGGAGUGGUCGCAGCAGCUCCACCAGGCCGACCAGAGCGAACUGAGCUUCUCCUACCGGGUGGUGUGCAUGGAGAAUUACCACGGCGACGACUGCUCCACCCUGUGCCGGCCGCGCAGCGACGACUUCGGCCAUUACGACUGCGACUCCCGGGGCCGGCGCCACUGCCUGGAGGGCUGGCAGGGCAACUACUGCACCGAGCCCAUCUGUGCAGGCGGCUGCGGUGGGCACCGCGGCGUGUGCGAGGCGCCUGGACGCUGCCGGUGUAACGUGGGCUGGGAGGGGCGGCGCUGCGACAGCUGCAAGCGGCAUCCCGGCUGCCAGCACGGCACCUGCCAGCAGCCCUGGGAGUGCAGCUGCAAUGAGGGCUGGGGAGGCCUGUACUGCAACCAAGACCUUAACUACUGCACCAACCACCGGCCGUGCCAGAACCAGGCGUCCUGCACCAACACCGGCCAGGGCAGCUACACCUGCAGCUGCCGGCCCGGAUUCUCUGGAGUCAACUGUGAGAUCGAGACCAACGAGUGCGACAGCACCCCCUGCAGGAACGGAGGGAGCUGCACGGAUCUGUUGGACGGGUAUUCCUGCGCGUGUCCUCAGGGUUUCUACGGAAGGGACUGUGAGAUCAGCGCCAUGCGGUGUGCAGACGGGCCGUGCUUCAACGGGGGAACCUGCCUGGACGCCGUCGGCGGCGGCUACAUCUGCCGCUGCCCGGUCGACUUCACCGGCUCCAACUGCGAGAAGCGGCUGGACCGAUGCAGCAGCGGGCCCUGCGCUAACGGUGCACGGUGUCUGGACCUCGGCGGCCGGGUCGUGUGUCACUGUCGCUCGGGCUUCACCGGGACUCUCUGCGAGACCAACAUCGACGACUGCGCCGGCAACCCCUGCCGCAACGCCGGCACGUGCCUGGACGGCAUCAAUGACUUCAGCUGCUCGUGCACCCUGGGCUUCUCUGGCAAGGACUGCUCGGUGCGCACCACUUCCUGCGACUCCUUCCCCUGCAGCAACGGGGGAACGUGUUACGCCCACUUCUCCGGCUUCGUGUGCCAGUGUCCGCCGGGCUUCAUGGGCGCUCGCUGUGAGUACUCCCUCAGCAUUCCCUCUCCAAGACCCCCAGAUGGCGGCGACGCCUCUCCGGCGCUGAUUGCCGCCGUCGCGCUGGGCCUGGUGACUCUGUCGCUCCUGGUGUGCGCCUCCAUCCACGUCCUGCGCCAGCUGCGCCGGGGCAGGAAGCUGGCAGCCAUGUCCAGGUCCGUGAAAAACGACUUGGAGACGGUGAACAACCGCGGCGCCGUGAUCGGCGGAGGCGUCCCCAACAACGGGAGCCUGGCGGGGGCGCCGGCGUGCAGCCUGAAGGAGAAGGAGGCCUUUCUUCUCCCUGGAGGUUCACAUAAAGUGUCCAACAAGGACGCAGCGCUGGCAGAGAAGAGCAGCGACAAUGGGUCCAUGGUCAAAAACAAAAUGGCCGACUGUAACCUGGCCAAAGAGGAGCAGCGCCUGGAGAAGAACCAGCUUGACCCUCAGAAACAUGACUCCUCCAGCAUCGUCCCUCCUCUCAGUCUUGUGAAGGACAGUCUGUAUCGCCCGGUGUUCAUCGCCCCUGAGUCCGUGGAGCAGCGUGUGUUUGCCACCGAGGUAUAACCUUGAGUUUUCAGAGCACCAGCGGAGGAGCUUUUACACUGGAGGGCCUGAAACGUUUCUGUCCUGGACAGAACAGCCUGAGGAUCUAUUCUACACACACGUUUUUAUUUAAUAUUUAUUGCUGCUGCUCACUGAAAACCAGCAAUCGCCACAAUGACUCAUUCUGCUUCAAUAGUGACAAUGUUGGGAUGACAGACCAGAUAAACUGAAUGUCCCACACCAUUUAUCUUUCAAUACUUUUAAAUCCUUUUUGACCUUUCUUUGCUUUUUUAUAUAAACAAAUAUAUAAAUUGUCCUUGAAUUAGAAAAUAUUUUGACAAGAAUAAUCAAAAAUCCUCUGCCUGAUGUUACAGGAACUGAAACUUUCUUUAAACCUUCUGGACUUUGUGCCUAAAAAUUGCAGAGUUUUUAAUGACUCUGGAUAUUUUUCUGAUUAUUUUUUCUCGUUGCUUUCUUCUGGAAUCAGUCAUGAUGCAGCAGCCUGCUGGGAAAACCCAACGCCGACUCUCAGUCACCGUCCAAACCAGAAAACCCGGAAGUCUCUCGUUGAAAAGAGCAGCUGCAGGAUGUAAAACAGAGUAAACUGUUUUGUUUUUCAGGUGCUCCUGCCGACCAGAGGAGCUUUUCUGAUUCAAACCCCAGCAGGUUGAAAAGUCUCUGAAGUCAUGAACAGAUCACCGAAGACGUGUUGAUAUGAAGAUGCGAUGGAAACUGUGUUGAUCUCGGUUUUGUCCUCCAGGAUUUUUCUAACCUCCCUGCUGCAGGCAGACAGUGAAAACGCUUCAGUGUCUUUUAUAUUCAGUGUAUUUUUCUAAUUAGUCCAUAUGAAACCAAAAACAUGUCUCCGGUGUUAUUUUAAAAACAAGGCAGUGUGUACAUGCCACCCAGAGGCCGGUUUUCAUAUUUAAUUUUCUCUGCUGUAAAUAAUUUUGUAUUUAUGGAAGAGAAUUGUGUAUAUGUUCUUGCUAAUGUUUCAGUCAGAAUCAAGAAAUAUAUAUUUUUCAUAAACGAA